CAGCACCACCACCAGCAGCGGCAGCGACAGCAUCAGCAGCAGCAGCAGCAGCAGCAGCCUCAGCAGCACCUCCACCCCCCGGCCAUGGACCCCCCGAGGACUCGAUCGCGCUCGCGCUCCGGAUUCUACCAGCACACCAUGGUGGGCAUCGGCGGGAGCGGCAACCCCAGCAGCAUCAACAUCAACAACAACAAUAACAGCAGCAACAGCAACAACGCGAAUGUCAACAACCCCAGCGGGGGCACCAGCCACCCCCAUCAGCCCGUGCGCGCGCCCCCGGGAGCCCACGGCCCCGCUGAGCCCCUGCGCGCCCCAGCGAGCCAACAUGCCUGCAGAAACCACGCAGCAGGAAUGGGAGCGCCCUUUCACUGUCACCCGGACCACCCGUACGGUGAAGACGGCGACAAGAGUGAAGACAGCCCCAGUCCAAAGCGUCAGCGUUUUUCCCAGCAGUCAGUGCUGGAGUUGACAUCAGCCCCCCCGCCCACACCCUCGCCUCCCAUGCGCCCGUGGGAGCUGCCGCCCAGCCGCCUGCCCCGACCCCACCUGCACCACCAGCCGGAGCGCUGCCACACGCCUGGCCGCAGCCGCCGCAGCCCUCCGGUUCGACGACAGCGCGGCCGGCGGGAACGGCACACCCGCCACCCGCACCCCCACCACGGCCCUGCGGGGGGGGCGCAGGACGAGAACUACCGACACCCCCAGCAGAGCUACCCCUAUGGGCAGCCGUUGCCCCCUCAGGGCCUGGAGGAGCCACGUGGGUUCCACGCCCCCGCCCUCUCUCCCCGACUGCUGCACCCUCAGCAGCAGAGCGCCGUGGUGGUGGACCUACACGAGCAGUUGCAGCAGGGCACGGUGCCGGUGUCCUACACGGUGUCACCGGUGCCCCCCCACGGGCUGCCCCCACCCCUCUGCACGGGCCAGCAUCUCCCCGCCUGCUCCUCGCAGCAGCAGAUGCCGGGCUGCUCGGUGGUCUUCAGCGGUCAGCACUAUCCAGUGUGCAGCGUCCCGCCGCCUAUGCUGCAGGCCUGCUCCGUCCAGCAUUUGCCCGUCCCCUACGGAUUCCCCUCCCUGCUGUCCAGUGACCCCCCGCUGCUGCUGCACCCGCCCCACCUCUCGCACCACCCGCCUCACUUACCCCCGCCGGGCCAGUUCGUACCGUUCCAGACGCAGCAGUCCCGAUCGCCCCUACAGAGAAUUGAGAAUGAGGUGGAGCUUCUCGGGGAGCCCCUCCCAGUGGGCGGAGCCUUCAACUACCCCCACUCGGCACACCCCAGCACGCUGCCGCCCUCGGCGCAGAUGCAGUUCCUCUCGCACGAGCCAUUGCCGCAGGAACUAUUCGGAGUGCCCUAUCCUCACUUCAUGCCUCGGCGGAUUACCGGGCGGCGGUAUCGAUCCCAGCAGCCGCUGCCUCCACCACCGUACCACCCCAGCUUCCUCCCGUACUUCCUCUCCAUGCUUCCGGUGCAGCCCGCCAUGGGACCAGGAUUCAGCCUCGAGCUGGACGUGGAUGAUGGGGAGGUGGAGAAUUAUGAGGCCCUGCUGAAUCUGGCAGAGCGUCUGGGAGAAGCCAAACCCCGAGGGCUGACCAAGGCCGACAUCGAGCAGUUGCCGUCCUACCGCUUCAACCCCAACAACCACCAGUCAGAGCAGACCCUAUGUGUGGUCUGCAUGUGUGACUUCGAGUCCCGCCAGCUGCUGCGAGUCCUGCCCUGCAGCCACGAAUUCCACGGAAAGUGUGUCGACAAGUGGCUCAAGGCCAACAGAACGUGCCCGAUAUGCCGGGCCGACGCCUCCGAGGUCCAGAGGGAUUCCGAGUGACUCGCCCCAGAUCCCGGCGUUCCGGAACUCGCCCGUAUAUCCGGGCCCCUUGAACCUGCUUCCUCUGACCCCGUUGUUGUGUCUCUUUGCGGUCCCCUCUUUGCCAUGUGGGUGGGGGGAAGGGGGGUGGGGGGGGUCCUGUGGAUUCCUUUGUAAUGCGUCUAAGUAUUAACCCAGCGACAUACCGGUCUUCUGAACCACCGUCAGCAAAAUAUAUACACAUACACAACGCUUCGACUGUGUAAUAGAGACUCCAAAGAUUGAUUAUUGAAUUUUCUGGUAUAUUUUACGGUUUCUAUUUUCUAUUGUAUCUUUUUCCUUGGGUUUCGUUUCGUUUCCGUGUGCGCACUAACAUUCCCGAGUAUGUGAGAGCUUCGAGCGGGCGCAGAUUUACAGCGGCCGCGGGGGCUGACUGUGAGCGUGGGCUUUUCGGCUUUUUAUAUGACACAAGUGAAUAUAUAAACAUGUAUAUGGGGAAAUAAAUAACUUUUAUUACCGGUAAUGAAAUACAAAACCUAUUUUAUACAUAGAAACACACACGCGUAUAUGUGUGUGGUGGCGUGUUAGUGGAAACUGUAGCUCGAUUACAACAUAGCAAUCUAUCUUAAAGAACUUUGAAUACUGUGAGCUGUGUGUGUGUGUGUGUGUGUGUGUGUGUGUGUGUGUGUGUGCGCGAGAGAGCGAGAAAGAGCACUGCGUGUGGCUGAGCAUCGCUGGUAUUUUUGUUUUUAUUUAUACGAUGUGUGUGUGUGUGUAUAGUGCAGUACACUGGUACCCCUGGUUCGCCCUCGCUUCAGCUACACCUUCGGGGUGUGUGUGUGGACCGCGCUGCCCAGGGUGUGGAAGGACCCAGGACCCAGCUGACUUAUUAUAGUCGUUACUACAAGGUGUGUGUGUGUGUGUGUGUGAUGUACGUGUCUCGUCUCGUCAUGAGCCUUGAUCUUACAAAACACCUCCCAAAACUGGAGUUGGACGCUCAUGCUUCUCAGAGACCCAGUCUGUCAAGAAAAAAAUUGACCCAGGAUGACCUAAUGUGGUCCAGUCGCUCAAAAUCUGACCCAGUCUCUCCUGUUCUAUGAAAAUCUGGUCCAGUCUUACCCAUUCUGCAAAAAUCUGGCCCAUGAUGGCCUAGUCUAACCCAGUUGGUCCAAAUCUGACCCAGGAUGACCCAGUAUGUCCUGGUCUGUCCCAUUCCUUGAAAAUGUGGUCCAGUCUGCAAAAAUCUGGCCCAUGAUGAACCAUGAGAACUCAGCUGGUCAAAAUCUGACCCAGUCUCUCCCAGUCUGUCUCAGUCCACAUUUAACUCAUAUGACAAGACCACACCCACAGAGGAAUUGUGGUUUUUGUCCUCAGGCGGUGACUGUAGUCCUCUGCUCUUCGGGCUUCCUGUUGUCGCACGUUUGGGAUGAGGAUCGUUCACCCCCCCCCCCCCGCUCCGCUCUGCACCGCCGGGUCUCUGGUGCUGAUUGCUUUGCUUCACGCUCUUGCCUUCUUGGCACAAGAAGUCGUGGAAAAGCAGAGAGAGAUGACAUCAGUAGCGUCUUCACCCUCAUUAGCUGCACUUAACAGUCACUAUGUACAUGGUUUCACAGUUCACGGUUUUUACGGAGGCAGAAAUCCCUGUUCGAUACACAAAAAUGAGUCCGGUGAUUGUUCUCACUAUAAUAAAAUGGGGAGUUCCACAUGUUGUAUGUGUGAACCGAUUAGUCAGUGCGUGUCCCUGAUGUUCAUGGAAAAGCCAAAAUUGUUACAUUCAAAUUUAGGCCUUGAAAGGAAUGACCAGUUCAUUUCCUUCCUUGCAUCAGUACUGUCUGUCGUCACUAAUAGAUGCGCUGUCUGUCACAUUUCAUUGGCUGCAGCAUCUGCCAAUCCGAAGGGGUGCUUCAGCAGAUGGUCCAAUUGGCACAUCCGGCUAUUUUUAAGGCGGGGCUUGGGGCUUCCUUCCACUUCCAUUGGUCUAUUCCAUCGUUAUUUUAUCGCAUUACUGAACUCCACACAAGUAGAACAUAUUAUUACAGUAAAAAUAAAUGUAAAAAAAGGAAAAAAAAUGCUUAAUAGGAACAGCAGUUAAUGCAUUCUUUGCUUCCACUCCUCUUUUGACUGCCUCCAUCACUCCCUCCAUCUCGUCCGCUCCCAUCGUCUUUUGGAAUCAUGUCACUCUGAAUGUCUUUAGAAUAACCAAUUUCGGAUCGGAACCCGCAGUGUCUUAAUAUAAGCGAUGCCUUUUAGCAGUUCUCCGGCGUGGAGACGUCCAUGUCCUCCAUACCUUUGUGAGUGAGCAAAAUGCCCUUUGCCUGUCGCCAAUGGGGCCUGGCAGCCUGAGUGGUCACUUUUCUCCUUAUUCUUUUUUUUUAAUAUCAUCCUUUCUGUGUGUAUGUGUUUUCCUCCUGCUUGGUACACUUGCAGUUACCUCAUUUUUACUAUUUAUGUAUUUUCAGAGUAUGCUUAAAGUUAUAUGAAAGCAUUUUGAAGUUUUGUUUUCUUCUAAAUUCAGUUGUAUCAUUUAACUCGACAUUGUAGUGUCACAUGUGUUAUGUAUCUGUAACCAAAAUCAUUGGAAGGCUUGAUAUAAAAUUUUUAACAGAAUUUGUACAUUUUUUUAAAAUGAAACUAUCAUUAGUAAGGCUUUACAAAGUAGUGCAAUGAAGUAUUUUAU
This is a messenger RNA of Scleropages formosus (Asian bonytongue), 4477 nucleotides long. RefSeq names its product ring finger protein 38 (gene rnf38). The transcript is spliced from 12 exons. Gene Ontology annotation, biological process: protein ubiquitination. The record is from RefSeq and is a predicted model, not a curated record. Bases 85 to 1821 code for a protein of 578 amino acids. Gene Ontology annotation, molecular function: ubiquitin protein ligase activity. NCBI's taxonomy places the organism in Eukaryota, Metazoa, Chordata, Actinopteri, Osteoglossiformes, Osteoglossidae.